Molecule: messenger RNA, 2167 nt
Organism: Biomphalaria glabrata
Lineage: Eukaryota; Metazoa; Mollusca; Gastropoda; Planorbidae
Product: arginase-1-like
Exons: 10
Coding region: 201-1214 (337 amino acids)
Cellular component (GO): cytoplasm; cytosol; nucleus
Molecular function (GO): arginase activity; manganese ion binding
Source: RefSeq, a predicted model, not a curated record
UUAGCUUGAGGGACUCCGACAAAUAUUUUUCAUUUCGCGUUUUCUAACGAUGCCAGAAUUAGAUAACUUGCUCGAUUCUGAAUCAUCCUAGCUUAGGGAGUGUACACCAAUAUAUAAAUAGAUGCUACGCUUUGUAUAAAGUAAAACACAUACGCGAUCGAACUUCAGUGAUACAUAGAUUUAUAAGCUAAACCGUUAAUAUGAAAUAUAAUAUUACAUAUCUACAGCCUUAUUUUCAAAUAAUGCCUCAACAGCAAAACAACAAAGAGACAUUAGGAGUCAUUGGAUUUCCUUUCUCUAAGGGACAGCCCCGAAAUGGUACUGAGCAUGGACCAAAUGUACUACGGGAAGCUGGUAUCAUCACAAGCCUACAAAGCCUAGGUGUGAACGUCAUAGAUCACGGUGACAUUGAGAUUGAGGUUGUGCUCAGGGAUGAGCCAAUGAAGAAUGUCAGGAAUCCCAGGACAGUCGCUGCUGCCAAUAAGAAGCUCUCGGAUGCAGUGGCCAAACUGGUCAAGAUGAACCAGUCAGUGCUGGCUCUAGGAGGAGACCACUGCAUGGCUAUUGGCUCAAUCCACGGGCACGCCCAAGUGGAGCCCAACCUGGUAGUGGUCUGGGUCGACGCCCACGCUGACGUCAACACUCCUCUGACGUCCGUCUCCGGAAACAUCCACGGGAUGCCAUUGUCUUUCCUGUUAAAAGAGCUGGAAGAAUUUGUCCCAAAAGUGCCGGGUUUUGAAUGGUGCAAGCCCUGUCUGUCUGUCCGAGACCUAGUCUACAUUGGACUCCGUGACGUUGACCCAGCAGAAAGAUUAAUAAUCGAGAAGUUCGGCAUCCACGCCUACUCUAUGCAAGAAGUGGAUAAGUAUGGCAUCAAAGAGGUUGUUGAGCGAGCAUUGAAUCAAGUGGACCCCAGUGGUGUCCGGCCCAUUCAUGUUAGCUUUGAUGUUGACGCCAUGGAUCCAACACUGACUCCAGCCACUGGUACACCAGUGUCUGGUGGUCUCUCACUCAGAGAAUCGUUUUACCUGGCUGAGGAAAUCUCUAAUACAGGGAGACUGUCUGUGCUGGACAUUGCAGAGGUCAAUCCUUUACUCAGUACCGAGGACAAAAGAAAAUUAACUGUGAUUAACACAACAGACGUAAGCACCAAAUUCUACGGGUACAGACGCCAAGGGAAUGCACCUAGAGAUUACGAACUGCCCAAGCCUUAAAAAUAAGGGAAUAGGUGUCGCAUUUUAGUUUCAUGAGAACAAAUACACAAAGAAAAAAGUUUUUCUACAAUUUUGACAUACAUAUAUUAGGAACUAAAAAAAGUUAAAGUUGAAAGUUCAAAGGUGGGUUUAUAGGGCAGAAGGUUAACAUCAUUUUAUUAAAGUCUCUUCAUUAGUUACUUAGGUUAAAAAAGAUUGUUCCUAAGUUCAGAUAAGAUGUUCAAUGUUUUAUUUGUGUCUAGACUGAGCAUUCAAAUUUUAAUAGUGAAUCUUAGCUUCAGCAUUUCUAUCAAUCUUGGGCUCGGCUUUAUAUUUACAAUGUACACAUUUUAUUUUAAUAUUAUAAUUAGCAUUAAUUAAACACUCUUUAUUUAAGUGGGUUAGUAGUAAGAGCCAUGUUAGGAAGAAACAUUUUUGAAUAUUUAUUUCACAUUUGCAUUUGUAUAUGGAGCUUGCAUUUGAUUUAAAAUUUUACAGAGUUUUAUUGUAUUUUUUAAUUUUGCUUUUAAAUAUUAGCUCAGCGCUUAUUUAUUGAAUACAGAUUGAAUCUAUUGUGUCAACGUUGAUGGUGUUAUCACAGUUGCAUUUAUUUUAUGUAAAUUUACUUUCUUUUUCAAUAAUCGUAUAUAUAUAUAUUUUUCUUUUAUUUGAAAUUCUGAUGAGCUUGAUGUAAUGUUUAAGUUGCAUCUCCAUUUUUGGACCAACAGUAACAAUGUGAUUUUGUUUAUAUGGAUGCAAUAAGUUAUAAAAUAUUAUAAUCAUUUUUCUUGUAUUUUUUUAAAAUGAGUGUAAUAAGACAGUGUCUUGAUUAUUUAUAAAUUUUGUUUAAUUUUUAAUAAGUUUCAUUUCUUAUUACAACAUUUAAAUUUGCAUUUGUGUCUUGUUGGUCCCUGUGGCUUUGUUUCAUAAAUUUUGUUUAUAUUUUAUGCAAAUAAAGAAAAUGAACCAAUGAA